Fusarium verticillioides 7600 is the source of this 1451-nucleotide messenger RNA. RefSeq lists its product as hypothetical. The coding region runs from base 126 to 1241 and encodes 371 amino acids. Gene Ontology annotation, cellular component: cytoplasm. The record is from RefSeq and is a predicted model, not a curated record. Gene Ontology annotation, biological process: cytoplasmic translation. Gene Ontology annotation, molecular function: GTP binding; GTPase activity. The transcript is spliced from 6 exons. NCBI's taxonomy places the organism in Eukaryota, Fungi, Ascomycota, Sordariomycetes, Hypocreales, Nectriaceae.
UAACCCCCCACUCAUGAUUUAGAUCUUGAUCUGGCGCCUAAUAUUCGGUUUAUACUUUCUCUUGAUUGUCUUUUCCUUUUUGAACUUUGUCUAGAGACGCAAAAGCGUUUCUGAGUACCGCAAAUAUGGUGAACAUUACGGAGAAGAUCAAGGAGAUUGAGGAGGAGAUGAAGAAGACACAAAAGAACAAGGCGACUGAAUAUCAUUUGGGUCUAUUAAAAGGAAAACUCGCUCGACUAAGGGCACAGCUUCUAGAGCCUGGUCCUGGAGCUGGUGGUGGUGGUGGCUCUGGUUUUGAUGUCAGCAAAAGUGGUGAUGCGCGAAUUGCUCUUGUUGGUUUCCCAUCAGUGGGAAAGUCGACGUUCUUAUCGAAAGUCACCAAGACGCGGUCAGAAGUUGCUUCUUAUGCUUUCACAACCUUGACAGCCAUUCCCGGUGUGCUCGAGUAUGGAGGUGCUGAGAUUCAGCUGCUCGAUCUUCCUGGUAUUAUCGAGGGUGCUUCUGAAGGCAAGGGUCGAGGAAGACAAGUUAUCUCAGCCGCCAAGACGAGUGACCUUAUUCUAAUGGUUCUCGACGCUACCAAGAAAGCGGAACAAAGAGCAUUGCUUGAGGCUGAAUUGGAAGCUGUCGGUAUCCGCCUGAACCGAGAACCACCCAACAUUUACCUCAAGGUCAAGACAGCGGGUGGCAUGAAAAUCACAUUCCAGUCGCCUCCCAAGAACCUGGACGAGAAGAUGCUCUACAAUAUCCUGCGCGACUACAAGAUUCUUAAUUGUGAGGUUCUUGUUCGUGAUGAGAACGCUACAGUCGAUGACUUCAUUGAUGUUAUCAUGAAAGACCAUCGAAAGUACAUCAAGUGUCUGUACGUCUACAACAAGAUUGACAGUGUCUCGCUUGAUUUCCUGGACAAGCUAGCACGCGAGGAUCAUACCGUUGUCAUGAGUUGUGAGCUGGACCUGGGUAUUCAGGAUGUUGUGGACAGAUGUUGGAAUGAGCUCAAGCUGAUCCGUAUUUACACCAAACGCAAGGGUGCUGAACCAGACUUUAGUGAGGCGUUGAUUGUGCGCAGUAACAGCACAAUCGAGGAUGUCUGUGACCGCAUUCACAGGACUCUGAAGGACACGUUCAAGUAUGCGCUGGUAUGGGGUGCUAGCGCAAGACAUGUUCCUCAAAGAGUUGGUCUAGCACACCCUGUGGCGGAUGAAGAUGUGGUGUAUAUCGUCAGUGCUUGGAAGGCUUAGUUGCCUGUGCAAGCUUCUUAAAGCCAAAAACAAAAAAUCAGUAUCACACUCAGUUUCAUCCGUUCAAGUUCAGAACUGAAAAACAUGUUUCAUUGUUAAAAUUGUACAUAAAAAGGCCACCAGAAAAGAAAGGCAAGCCAAACCCUGUCAUCGCAUCAUAUCAAGCCAAAGUUUCCAUAACCUGUAUCACCAAUACAAUGUGUGUAUGUG